Messenger RNA from Megalops cyprinoides (Indo-Pacific tarpon), 2532 nucleotides. RefSeq names its product ras association domain-containing protein 2-like. The record is from RefSeq and is a predicted model, not a curated record. Gene Ontology annotation, cellular component: cytoplasm; nucleus. Lineage: Eukaryota; Metazoa; Chordata; Actinopteri; Elopiformes; Megalopidae. Gene Ontology annotation, biological process: regulation of non-canonical NF-kappaB signal transduction; signal transduction; positive regulation of protein kinase activity. The transcript is spliced from 10 exons. The coding region runs from base 261 to 1226 and encodes 321 amino acids.
UGAAGGGAAGCGGCUUCUGUCUCUUGUCUGCCCGUGCUGCCCUCGCCCUAGCGUUACGAUCCUGCUUCCAGAGGACCGGGUCUUCAGUCUGCGUCUGCCAGACACGCGACAGCCCAUAAUAACGCCCUCACUUCCCCAGCCAUCUCUGUGCUGUCACCGCUCUGCCUCGGUGGGGUUUGGUCUCUGUUGGCUUCGACGGCCUGUCAGCCUACCUCUGCAGUUUGAGUGACCCGCCACAUGUUGCCCCCGGCUAAGUGAGGAUGGAUGACAGACAGGACCGGGUUCAGAUCGGCGAGAACAAGUUCAUCAGCAAGGCUACCCUGCUGACUCACCUCAAGACUUAUAAUCUGUAUUAUGAGGGACAGAAUCUUCAGCUCAGACACAGAGAGGAGGAAGGGGAGUUAAUUGUUGAGGGGUUGCUGAAUAUCUCCUGGGGCCUGAGACGACCAAUCCGGCUGCAGAUGCAGGACGACAAGGAGCGAAUCAGACCCCCUCCUUCUUCUACAUCCUGGCAUUCAGGUUGCAACUUGGGCACACAGGGUAAGGAGAGCUCCCAGAAAGCCCCGCCUACCAUUGAGGUGACAGAGUCUGAGGACAAAUCAGAGCAUGACGCUGAGAGGGAGGAAGAGGAAGCAGAAGACAUGCAUGAGAGUUCCUCUCAGCUCCUGAGGACAAAAAGUGAUGCUGGGGUUUUGAGAAGGGGCCCCCGGAGAUCACCUAGUGAUCAGCGAAAAAUCAGACGCCACAGAUUCUCCAUCAAUGGCCACUUCUACAACCAUAAGACAGCAGUCUUCACCCCAGCGUACGGCUCAGUGACCAAUGUGCGCAUCAACAGCUGCAUGACUACGCCCCAGGUACUGCGGGUUCUGCUCAACAAGUUCAAAAUCGAGAACAGCGCAGAUGACUUUGCCCUCUACCUUGUCCACACCAGUGGAGAGCGUGUGCAGCUGAAGCGCACUGAUCACCCCUUGGCAGUGCGGGUUCUGCAGGGCCCGUGUGAGCAGGUCAGCAAGAUGUUCCUCAUGGAGCAGGACCUUGGGGAGGAGGUCACCUACGAUGUGGCACAGUAUAUAAAGUUUGAAAUGCCAGUGCUACAGAGUUUCAUCACCAAACUGAAAGAGGAGGAGGACAGGGAGGUCCAAAAACUAAGGACCAGGUACACUUCUCUCCGCUGUAUCAUUGAGAAGCAGCUGCAAUGCUUGCCUGAGGGGCCUACUUGUAUGUGACUCCACCCACAGACUCCCAGAAUCCUCUGGAAUCCUCUAAAAGUGGAUAUCCACUAUCCACUUUUCCUCAGGUCACACUUACCUUUAUCCCAACACCCCUCUUUCUCCCUCUAAAUCGUCUUUCCUCCUCUGUCCAGCAAAAAUCCCUUAAAUCUCUUCCCUCUCCCUCCUCUGUGCUCCUAAUUCCAUUUGACUUUACGUAUCAACUGCAGUAGCUUGUCGUAGCAGAGCAAUAAUAUUGAUAACAAUACCAUUUGUUAUUAUGAUGGUUGCAAACUUAAUUCCUCUUGCACUUUUCCUGUGGACGUUGUAACGUAAUGAGCCAGGCGAGCCAAAAAAAAACUUGUAUUCAACAGAAUACAAAGCACAUUCCACCACACAAACUCUGUGUUUCCUUUGCAGUUAAACCUGCUGUGUGUAUUAGCUGGUUGAGCUAUGUACAACUUAUUAUCCAGCAGCUCAAGCUCUCAGUGAGCUACAGUCUGCGGAAAAUGGACAGCAGGCUACCCUUUGCUUUCCAUAGCUGCCCUGCCAAACCCAACUUAACCACCAAUGGGAAGUAACUCCUGUGUGGGAACCGAGAACAGAUUUGAUGAUUCAGUGCCCCAGAGCUGUGGUGCUGGGCACAUCCCAUGACAAAAAGAACAUGAAAGAACAGUGGCGAUGUCACAAAUGAAGAGGUCAGUUGAUCUCAUUUCUUGAACUCAGAUUUGUCAAGGUCUUCUGAAGGGGUACAGUUUGUUGUUGUUGGGCUGUAUAUUUAAGAAGUGCCUGCUCCACCUUUUCCCUUCGGAAUUCUCUCUGCAUUUCAUCAUUUCAACAGUUUGGUCUUUGUGUACGCAUGAAUCAGGAGAUAUGUUUUAACAGAAUGUCAAAAACUUGUGUAGGUGUGAUUCUAUUUUAUCUCUGCCCAACAAAGCACAGCUUGUACAGUGUUAUCACCUGUACGGCAUAGAAUGAUUCUCUUUAAAGAAGAGGUGUUCCUGAAGAUUGUGAAGACAGUUGAUAGCGUCAACUACGAUUUAUUGUUUGAAGGAUUGUGUGUGCAUCAGUGAGAGUGUAAUGUCAUAGGUGUGUCUGCGUAUGUGCACAUUUGACAAUGUCUUGUGUGUGUGCACAUGUGUGCAUGCGUGCAUGCAUGCAAUAUGACUGCAACUGCUACCUUGUGCUGUAAGUGUUUUAUGAAAGAGAAUGUGUGUUGUGGACCGUAUAGGUACAGAAGAUGACCUGGAGAACCAAUCAGAUUUCUAGAUUCACAUUUCAACAGUGUGUAUGCGUGUGUGUGUGUGUAUACAUGCUUACCUUU